ACUGCUCAGUUUCACGACCAAAACUCCACUUUGUUUUCCGCGAAGAGAUCAGUGUGGACUGUGAAGUAGUGAAAGUAGCGACAACAAUGGAGGAGAGACCAGAGACGGAGCUGAUAUCGAUUCCGGCGACGCCACGUGGCGUGUCGACGCCGGAGAUACAGACGCCGACGGGGCAGAGGUCGCCGAGGCCCGCGUCGAAGGAGGCGAAGUCGUCGACGGCGUGGACGCCGACGUCGUUCAUAUCUCCUCGGUUCCUGAGCCCGAUAGGGACGCCGAUGAAGAGGGUGCUGAUAAACAUGAAGGGCUACUUGGAGGAGGUGGGCCAUCUCACGAAGCUCAAUCCCCAAGACGCAUGGCUUCCAAUCACCGAGUCUCGCAAUGGGAAUGCUCACUACGCUGCGUUCCACAAUCUCAAUGCCGGGGUCGGAUUUCAAGCUCUGGUUCUUCCUGUCGCUUUCGCUUUUCUUGGCUGGAGUUGGGGAAUACUUUCCUUGACUAUAGCCUACUGUUGGCAACUUUACACGUUGUGGGUCUUGGUUCAGCUUCAUGAAGCAGUCCCAGGAAAGAGAUACAACCGAUACGUAGAACUUGCACAAGCUGCAUUUGGGGAAAGAUUAGGUGUUUGGCUUGCACUCUUCCCAACUGUCUACUUAUCUGCUGGAACGGCAACCGCUUUGAUUCUCAUAGGAGGAGAGACCAUGAAACUAUUCUUCCAGAUAGUUUGUGGGCCCCUCUGUACAUCAAAUCCCUUAACAACAGUGGAGUGGUAUUUGGUGUUCACUUCUUUGUGCAUCGUCCUGUCUCAGCUCCCAAACCUUAAUUCAAUUGCAGGACUAUCACUUGUAGGAGCUGUUACGGCCAUAACUUACUCAACAAUGGUUUGGGUCCUCUCUGUGAGCCAACAAAGGCCUCCUGCAAUUUCUUAUGAUCCCAUUUCAUUGCCAUCGUCUACUGCUUCCGUCUUUUCGGUUCUGAACGCUCUUGGAAUUAUAGCCUUUGCUUUCAGAGGGCACAAUUUAGCCUUGGAGAUUCAGGCGACCAUGCCGUCAACCUUUAAGCAUCCGGCUCAUGUGCCUAUGUGGAGAGGGGCCAAAGUUGCUUAUUUUUUCAUUGCCUUGUGCUUGUUCCCUAUUACCAUUGGCGGUUUCUGGGCUUAUGGGAACCUUAUGCCAUCUGGGGGAAUCCUCAACGCCUUGUAUGCGUUCCACAUUCACGAUAUUCCUAGAGGGCUUCUUGCCAUGACCUUCCUCUUAGUUGUGUUCAAUUGCUUGAGCAGUUUCCAAAUCUACUCCAUGCCUGUCUUUGACAGCUUUGAAGCAGGCUACACAAGUCGCACGAACCGCCCCUGCUCUAUAUGGGUCCGAUCUGGUUUCCGAGUCUUCUAUGGGUUUGUCUCGUUCUUCAUUGGAGUGGCACUCCCCUUUCUCUCCAGUCUGGCUGGUCUGUUAGGAGGACUUACACUUCCAGUCACAUUCGCUUACCCUUGCUUCAUGUGGGUUCUCAUUAAAAAGCCUACAAAGUACAGCUUUAAUUGGUACUUCAAUUGGAUCCUUGGUUGGUUGGGAAUUGCCUUUAGCUUAGCCUUUUCCAUUGGAGGUGUGUGGAGUAUGGUCAACAGUGGACUUAAGUUGAAAUUCUUCAAACCCAAUUGAGAUGUGAUCAAGAAGCAGCUAAAUGAUAUCAAGUGAUGCUAUAGGAACGAGCCAUGUUGUAUUGAUUUUUGCUAUAGAUUAAAAUACUGAGUGUAUGCUAUAUAUGUUACUUAUGGCACAUAAUUAAAUGUGUGAUUGGUGAGUUGCUAUCUUGUACUGCUUCUGCAAUUUGUCUUCUCCUAAGUGAAAUGAUGAAGAGAAGAACUAUUACUUGUUAGUUUGUCAAUAACUUUGCCUAGUCAUUGCUUGACAUUUGCCCUGUUUCGAAGCAUCAAACAGCCCAAAGAUGAGAGUCUAAAACAC
This is a messenger RNA of Morus notabilis, 1955 nucleotides long. RefSeq names its product lysine histidine transporter-like 8. The record is from RefSeq and is a predicted model, not a curated record. NCBI's taxonomy places the organism in Eukaryota, Viridiplantae, Streptophyta, Magnoliopsida, Rosales, Moraceae. The transcript has 6 exons. Gene Ontology annotation, cellular component: plasma membrane. The coding region runs from base 87 to 1652 and encodes 521 amino acids.